ACUUCAGGACACUCAGGCAUUUUUUUUCCCGGAAGUAGAACGUGUUGACUACCUAACAAGCUGAAAUCGCAAAGCUUCAAGAGGUCCAAAGUUGAAUAUUUGCCAACUUACUAGGCUUAUUAAUAGUACGUGUUAGUGAUUCAUCUGCAGAGAUGAGUCUCCAGUGGACGGCCGUGGCCUCCUUCUUGUAUGUGGAGGUCUUCUUGGUGCUCCUUCUCUGCAUUCCGUUCAUUUCUGCCAAGAGAUGGAGCAGUGUCUUUAGGUCUCGGCUGGUCCAAACCAUUGCCCUAUAUGGUAAUACUUCCUUCCUAGUGGCAAUGGCUAUCCUUGUCUUCCUGCUCAUUGAUGCGUUCCGUGAGGUGAGCAAGUACAGCGUGACGGAGAAGGUGGAUCUGACCAACAAUCCCACUGCCAUUGAACACAUUCACAUGAAACUGUUCAGAGCGCAGAGGAAUCUUUAUAUCGCCGGAUUCGCACUCUUGCUUUGCCUGUUGCUGCGUCGUCUGGCCACUCUGCUUUCCCAGCAGGCCUCCCUGAUGGCGUCCAACGAGGCCUUCAAGAAGCAAGCGGAGGGCGCCAGCACCGCCGCCAAAAGCUUCAUCGAUGAAAAUCAGAUGCUGCAAGAUAAACUCCGUGAGGCUGGUGUGGAGGUGCCAGAGGCGGGGAAGAAAGUAGGCGGAGUCCACGAGGAGAACAAGGCUCUGAAGGAGGAAGUAAAGACUUUGAAGGAUGAACUGGAUGCCACCAGGAAAGCUCUUCGCAAGAGUGACGGUGAUGUUUCGGCUAUGAAGAAACAAGCCGGCAACCUGACGGUGGAAUAUGACAGACUGUUGGACGAGCACAGCAAAUUACUUGCCAGUGGUGAUAAGAAGUCUGACUGAGGAUGAUGAAGAUGAAUGUUCUUCAUCUUCAUAGUGGCGGGCCUGCUUCAUGGUCUUAUGUUGCUUCCUGAUGGCGUCUCUUGAUUUCUGUUUUGUUUUGCUUUUUGUUUGUUUUCUCAGUCACGUAAGAGCUCAUAUUCCCAUUGUUGAAGGUCCCCCCCCAAGUGGCCCAUCUUCUCGACAAGUGUUUGACUUUCUCGGUUCUUGGUUCUCGCGUACAUAGCCUUAAGCAUGACUUGUUAGCCGCACUCGCUAAUGUGAUGCUUCUGUGUGUGACUCGUGUGUCACAUUGCAACGGAAACUGCGUAUACAACCUGUAGUGUCACCUCCAAUACACAACUUGGCACAAAC
This is a messenger RNA of Syngnathus acus (greater pipefish), 1232 nucleotides long. It is a transcript of the gene bcap31, whose product is annotated as B cell receptor associated protein 31. The record is from RefSeq and is a predicted model, not a curated record. Bases 153 to 881 code for a protein of 242 amino acids. NCBI's taxonomy places the organism in Eukaryota, Metazoa, Chordata, Actinopteri, Syngnathiformes, Syngnathidae. Gene Ontology annotation, cellular component: endoplasmic reticulum; endoplasmic reticulum membrane. Gene Ontology annotation, biological process: endoplasmic reticulum to Golgi vesicle-mediated transport; intracellular protein transport. The transcript is spliced from 8 exons.